AUGGCACAUCUAAAAACAAUUGUACCUAGUUUUGUUGUGCAAGAAGAAGGGUCACGAAAAGUUUUCGUUUAUUUAAAUAUUCCUGAACUCAAAGUAAAACGAUCAUUUCCUAAUUUUUUAAAAGAAAUUCCAUCAAAUGGUGAACAAAUAGCACUUGAUUUUCGAGAUCAAUCAUUUACAUUUACAUUAAAUGUACUAACAAAAAAACAUGAAACAAUAGUAUAUUCACUAUCAGUUGCACGAUUACCAGGUGAAAUUCAAACUGAACGUUGCUCAAUUAAGUAUCAACGGGGUGGUUGCUGGAUUACGUUGAUUAAAGUAGAACCGAUGAGUUGGAUGAAUAGAAUUUGUGAUGAUCUUAGUCCGGGUUUGGAUAUUCAAGAGAAUGAUGAUCAAAACCCAACAGCAUCAGCUCCUGUUCAACCUGUUCAAUUAAAAGAUACCAAUAUGCCAGCACCAUUUAAUAUGGUACCUAUUGCUCCAUCUCCUCCUUAUCGACCACCAUCAACAAAAUCUCCUGCACCACCACCACCACCAGCCCGCUCAAGCAAUUAA
This is a messenger RNA of Adineta steineri, 555 nucleotides long. NCBI's taxonomy places the organism in Eukaryota, Metazoa, Rotifera, Eurotatoria, Adinetida, Adinetidae. The record is from the annotation of a GenBank genome assembly.